CGCCGCGCCGGAAGUGAGUGAAGGCUGUGCUGAGUCUGAGAGGCGGGGAGAGCGAACACACAUACCGGCAACAUGCUGAUCAAAGUGAAGACACUGACUGGCAAAGAGAUAGAAAUUGAUAUUGAGCCAACUGACAAGGUGGAGAGAAUUAAGGAGCGGGUUGAAGAAAAGGAGGGUAUUCCUCCACAACAACAGAGGCUGAUCUAUAGUGGGAAACAAAUGAAUGAUGAGAAGACUGCUUCAGACUAUAAGAUACAGGGUGGUUCAGUUCUACAUUUGGUGCUUGCCCUAAGAGGAGGCUGCUGAAAGAUGACUAAAGUUUUUUUUGCAUAGUCCAUUAUGGAAAUUAUUUGUGGAGGAACCACAUCCCUUUGGUUCUGCAGCAUGGGACUGCCCUCCACAGACAUUUGCCAGCUUAUCUGUAAAAUAUUAAGGUUAUGUUGUGCAUUGUUUUUGUUUACCCCUUAAAUAAAUAAUCCUCAAAAUACCCUGUCUUGGCACUGAAACAAGAUUAAGAUGCAGUGAACAUGUAGGUGGUUUGAUUAAACAGCACUUGGUUGAAAAUGAAAUUAGCCCACACCUAUUUUCAGCAAUGAGCAUUUUGGAUCAUAUGCAGCCUCCCCUGGACCAACAAGGUUGGAAAGCAUGCGUAAUCAAAAAUGUAAUUUUUCUGGAUGAUCACCAUAAUUUCCCUGAUAUAUGGCUAGGACUGGGUGUGCUGAAAAGAGCUUGCAUGUUUAUAUUGCAAUUACAUAUACAAAAUCGCACUGCGUUCUCCAUCUUUGAUCAAACGAUUUGUUUCAAGUACUUUUUUCCACAAAAAAAAAAAGUGGCUUUGAUUCCAUUGUAUCCUACACACUACAAAAACCACAAUAACGAACUUAAGCUGUUUUAAAAGUAUCCUGUUGUUGCUACUGGGAGGAACAGAAAGUAAAGUCUGUUGCAAUGUAGAUUUUACUCACAGACCUGAAGGAAGAGAAUCCUCUCAUGCAGAUGAAGAUGUUGCUAACUCCUAAGCAAUUGGUGUUUUCUUUGUUUCACUGCUAAUUGAAAUUUCCUGCUGGAUACCAAAACUGAUUUGCCACUCACUCAGUGCAAGCUUGUGCAGUGGAAUUCAGGAUAUGUGAAUCCACAUUCCAGUAGCAUAUCCACACUAAGGCUUCCUCUGUGGUAGUGGACUGAAAGUCCUCCAAGUGGAACUUGCUGCAAGCAGAUUCCCUGAAAAAACGAAAUCUAUAUUAAAAUGUUUAUUAGCUAUACUCUUGGGUCUGCACUAUUUGUGCUUUGAUUCUAUUAGUGACAUCUAGCUGGAGAAAUAGCAGUCCUUUACCGAAGAGGGAGCUUGAGAGUGGAUCUACUGACCGUAUAUGGAAAUGCAGAUCUUGGAUUCCACUGUAAGUUGCUCUUAAACUAGAUAUUUUUAUCAUUUAAAAAGCACAAGUUAGUUGUGUUGUGUGAUAUUAAAAGUAUCAAGGUGACUGUGUUUGUGGAAAAUAAUACAUGGUGCAAGCAGUUGGGUCUGAGGUGAAGAGAGCAGUGUGGUUGUUUUUUUUUUUUUUUAAAUACAUUGUUAUUGCAUAACUGUGUGACAUUUUGAUUUUCUGUGUGUAGCAUAAUAUUGGAUUUACUUACGAAUUCUUAGCAUGGGCACAGACAUUAUUUGACAUGAUUAAACAGCCCAAAGUUUUGUUUUUCGGGUUUAAUUUUUCACAAACUGUUGCCAUGAUAUGCACCUAGGGAAACAUAUUUUUCAUGCCCUUUCUCACCUCUGUGGGCACCUUGACGCACAUCAGCAGAUGGGGGGGGAAUACUCAUCUAUUUUCCAUUGCACAACACAUGUGUGAACCAGACUCACUGAAAACAAUGGGAUGCCAUGUGACGUGUGCUUUUGAUGUGUCUUCAUGCAAAGGUGUUAACAGGAUCUAGGGCUGGAUUCCCAUCUUUGGUUGGUUUGCCUAAUCCAUAAACGUAUAUAUCAAUGCAAGUGUUAGAACACACUUCAAUUAAUCAAAAUGUAUGAUGUGUGUUGACAUUCAAUGCAAGGCACAUUGCAUUAUUGAGUGUAAACAUGCAUUUUUAUGAGUUUCCAUUAACUUCAAUGGAAAAAGUAUCUGAGGAAAAAUACAUAGGUGCGAAUAGGCUCUUAAGAACCCUAAGAAUGUCAUGCAUAUAAAAAAAAGAAAAGAAGAAAAUACCAAUUUUGGUAUUGAAAUACAUACUGGAUGUUCAACUUUUAGAAUUCUGCAAAAUAAUUUUGACAUGUUGCAUAUUCAUUUCAGUUGAAUUGACAAGUUAUUAGUGUGAAAUAAUAUUUUAAUAUUGUUCGUUUUUGAUGCUGCCUUCAAAAUAAAACCUUUCACAGUUAGUUGAA
This is a messenger RNA of Rana temporaria (common frog), 2371 nucleotides long. RefSeq names its product NEDD8 ubiquitin like modifier (gene NEDD8). The transcript has 4 exons. Bases 73 to 306 code for a protein of 77 amino acids. Gene Ontology annotation, cellular component: cytoplasm; nucleus. NCBI's taxonomy places the organism in Eukaryota, Metazoa, Chordata, Amphibia, Anura, Ranidae. Gene Ontology annotation, molecular function: protein tag activity; ubiquitin protein ligase binding. The record is from RefSeq and is a predicted model, not a curated record. Gene Ontology annotation, biological process: modification-dependent protein catabolic process; regulation of proteolysis; protein neddylation.